Messenger RNA from Lactuca virosa, 908 nucleotides. The record is from the annotation of a GenBank genome assembly. NCBI's taxonomy places the organism in Eukaryota, Viridiplantae, Streptophyta, Magnoliopsida, Asterales, Asteraceae.
CUCAACUUCUUGUAUAUAUAUUAUUGUAAGGAGAGCUAGGGUUAGGAGGUGAGCCGCACAAAGAAACCUUAAGAGGAAGGGUGAAGCUGCCAUUGCCAUGUUUCAUCCCCGACGUCAGCUCUCGCCGGAAACAACCAUAGAGAGAGUGAGAGAGAUAGCAACGAAGGGCUCCAGGCGCGGUGUUGAUUUCGGGUUUAAGGUCAUCGUUUCUGACCUGUUCGAUUGGGUUUAUCAUCGAGUGUUAUAAGGGAUGCAACCACUAGUCUAUGACAUCAGUCAAAACUCUCACUGGAUCGUUAGUUGAGAGAAAGAGGUGGGGAUAGUUUAGCGAGAACGGGGUCAUUCCGUCAGCACCAGCUCUGCGCGACACCGUGAACUUGGUGGGGAUGUGCCUUCCGGUGGCUACGUCAUCCUCCGCCAAUUUUGUGGGACUCCGAUGAAUCCCAUAUGUUCUCCAGAGUAGUAAAGGCAGAUGCAGCAGUAGGGAAGAAGACAAGAACUCAUAACUUGGUCGUGGAGUUACGUUUCCUGGUGAGCGAAGAAUUCAACCACCGUCGAAGGAAUUCUCUUGUGUGCCGCCUGGAAGCUAGCUCGGGAAGCUGUCAUCCAGUAGUCUGGGAUUUCGUCUGCAGGACUUCAACAGUGCAAGGUACAUUGUUUCAAAGGAAAGGAGUCGGCUUGAUCGCAGCACAUCACACUAUGUUUUCCGCACAUGAGAUCUUUGGGAUUACACUCUAAUAUGGUUUUAUGAUAAUAUGUUUUGAUUAUUGACACUUUGGUUUUGACAGGAGAUAUCAGUAUGAAUGUUUUUAUACUGUUGGUUUUAUAUAAUAACUUAAUUAAAAUGAUUUUUUUUUGGUUUUAAAUUUUGGGAUGUUACAAGUUGGUAUCAGAGCCUUGGUUUGAGG